UGACGGUCACCGACCUGGAAGAGCUUCAGGAGCUGCUGAAGGUGAACAUAGAGAACAACAAGCACCUUGUCACAGGGUCAGUCCGAGCCAAGGGGCGAAGACGUAACAGAGUUUCAGCCUCCCCCCGAUUACAUCCUCAUGGCCGACUGCAUCUACUACGAGGAGUCCUUAGAACCGUUACUGAAGACACUGAAAGACCUCACUGGCCCCGAUACAUGUGUGUUAUGCUGUUAUGAACAAAGGACUAUGGGGAAGAAUCCUGAAAUAGAAAGAAAAUACUUUGAGUUGCUGCAGAGAGACUUUGAGUUGGAAAAAAUUCCUCUGGAUAAGCAUGAUGAGGAGUAUCGGAGUGAAGACAUUCAUAUCAUGAAUAUCCACAGGAAGCAAACGAAUUUUUCAUCGUGAGAUCUUUGACCACGUUAUGUAUCCUCUGGCAACUGGCUAGAGCUCUGGAGAGGAGGGGGAGACUAUUUAAUAACACCAUGAAGGGACUGUCUCCAGUGUGGUUUCUGAUUCAUCUACAGAGCAUCUUCUAGAUGGUGGGCUUGGCAGGAGGCACU
Molecule: messenger RNA, 560 nt
Organism: Tinamus guttatus (white-throated tinamou)
Lineage: Eukaryota; Metazoa; Chordata; Aves; Tinamiformes; Tinamidae
Source: RefSeq, a predicted model, not a curated record